AUGGCUGCCGCAGGGGGCGCUUCCAGCAUCAUCACCCAGGUCCAGCAGACCGGCGGACCACCCAUCAAUACACUCGGAGAUAUUGGGGGAGAUGAACACAUCACGCUGGACCUCCGGGGUAUCCGGUUUACACUGUCCCGAGAUGAGCUGUUGACUUUACCAGAAUUCGUUCUGCUUUCUCUGUUUCCCAACGGCCUUCUUCCCGAUGGCCACAUGGGCGGAUUCCAUGAGGGUGAUAUCUACCCUGUUGAUUAUGACCCAGCAUCCCUCCAGUUCAUGCUGGACUUCUUCCGAUCUGUCGCGCAAUCCAUCCCAUCUUCCCUGCCUUCUGCAUCGACGUCCCCGGAGCUGGAAGCUCCUGAUGCCAUGCAAAACUCCGCCCGCGACAUGCUCCAGGACCGUGCUGGAAUCAUCGUUCUCCGCGAAGACCUCGACUUCUAUGUCAUCCCACCGCGCCCUGAAAUAGGCCAUGAAGAAAUGCUCGAAGUCAAGCGUGCGGCUGGCCGAGCUUUGCUGAAGCAGGAUGGCAUCUUCUCAGGGCUGCGCAAGAGCGAGGAGGUCGGCUCUACUGAACAGCACCUCAUCGAGAUGUUGACGGCAGGUGGAUUUGAUCGCGAGGAUCACUGGGGUCACCGCGCUCCGGAGCCCAACAAGGCGGUUAUUUGCAGCCUGGCUCUGGCCAAGCUUCGAACCGACAUUCGCGGCGAUCUCUCCACCAACAAUGCUGUCGGUAUGGCUCAGAAGCUCCUGCUUUUCUGGCGGAAGCCCGCCCGCCGCUGCUGGUGGGAGGGUGUGGACCUCGACGAUGUCGAGGGUGUCGAGGGUCAGGUCAAGGUCUGGAUCCGGAGAGUGUGGACCCUGGAAAUGAGUGUUAUCGGGCUGCGGUGA
Messenger RNA from Penicillium canariense, 888 nucleotides. Its product is annotated as putative general stress response protein Whi2. The record is from RefSeq and is a predicted model, not a curated record. Gene Ontology annotation, cellular component: nucleus. The transcript is spliced from 6 exons. The coding region runs from base 1 to 888 and encodes 295 amino acids. NCBI's taxonomy places the organism in Eukaryota, Fungi, Ascomycota, Eurotiomycetes, Eurotiales, Aspergillaceae. Gene Ontology annotation, molecular function: RNA binding.